AGCACCUGUUCAGUGAGCAGCAACACUGACCCCACAAUCAGCCCCUGCUCAGUGAGCAGCAACACCGACACCACAACCAGCACCUGCUCAGUGAGCAGCAACCUGCUGUCAACGGGCCUCAGUGUUGCCAGUAGUUUACUGAGCUAGACAUCGUGAAGUAGCUGAAAUAGGAUGAGAUACAAUUCCUCCGCACCUGCGAAUGCAUGAAACGCGUUGGAGACUGUUCAGCAAGGAGAAUACAACCCCGCCACACGGCCAGGACAUCGGCCGCAAUACCACCCGCAGUCAGCAGUCACGGGAGCCGGAGGACAUCAGCGUACGCACAGCCCCGCUGGACGCAGCGGGACUUGGCGUGACCUUCCACUGCAAUCGAGAUCAGAGCCGCAGUGCUCUCCAGCAGGUCCGGAAGAACUAGUGCAGGGACAGAAUGGACUUUCUGUGGCUUUUCCUCUUCUAUGUGGGUUUCCUGAUCCUUUGUGUCUCUGUUUUCUGCUUCCUGCGAGGAAGAUCCAGUAGCGGCUUGGAUGCCAUAUUUCAUAGAGCAGAAAAGGUACUUUCCUUUGUACUCCCGACAUGUCUGCAGGGAUACCUGAGCAGCUGCUUCCAGACCAGGAGCGUGGCUUUUGUAGUCCUGCACUUGAUACUGGAUGCGCUGGUGUUUGCGGAAUACACGUGGGAGGUGCUCGACUAUAGUUUAGAGCUGGAGAUGAACUGGAUGCUGGUUUUUCUGCCAUAUGUUUUAAUAUCCGUGAAUCUUUACCUCUUCUACAAAUGCUGCACAGUAGAUCCAGGAACGGUGACCAAACAGAAUGAAGCACUUUGUACUCAGGUAUAUGAGUAUGAUGAGGUUCUAUUCCUCCAUGGCAAGAAGUGUCCCACCUGUCAACUGCUGAAACCAGCGCGAUCUAAGCAUUGUGGUGUAUGUGGGAGCUGUAUACAGCGUUUGGACCAUCACUGUGUAUGGGUCAAUAACUGCAUUGGAGCCCUGAAUAUCAGAUACUUCUUGCUCUACCUUCUGAGUUUGACUUUCACUGCCAUCUCCUUGGCCGUGGUGAUUACAGGAUUUCUCCUGCAGGUGGUGCUGCUCUCACACAUGAUGACUGCAUCGUAUGUGGACAGUGAGGGACAUGAAGAGAUGGCUGGUAUAGUCUUUAUUAUUCAGCACCUCUUCCUGACUUUCCCGAGGAUCGUCUUCACACUAGGCUUUCUGUUCAUCUUAAUUCUCCUGUUGGGCGGAUACACCUGCUUCCUCUGGUACCUUUGCAUCACCAACCAGACCACCAAUGAGUGGUACAAGUCAAGGAGGUGGCAGAGCUCUAUGUCGGCAUUGGGGUCUCCUAAAGGUUAUUCCAGAGGUGUCCUGACUAACAUGCAAGAGAUAUUCCAGCCUCUCACCUGCUAUAAGAAGCAGAGAUGAGCGGUAACUGUGCAGCUUUUGUACAAGGAAGCAAACCACGGAACUAUGGCGCAGAUUAUUACAUCACUUCUCCAUAUCAGGCGUUACACAGGGAUAUGGUACAACGCGGAUAUACAGACACAAACGGCUUUUACAAUCGGACACAAGGAACCUGUAAUCACCCAGACAAGAUUUGUUUUGUGUAUAUAAGCUGUUGUACAGUAUUAUUGCUAUAUUUUAAUAAAAAGUGUAAAAAUA
This is a messenger RNA of Pseudophryne corroboree (corroboree frog), 1654 nucleotides long. RefSeq names its product zinc finger DHHC-type palmitoyltransferase 4 (gene ZDHHC4). Gene Ontology annotation, molecular function: protein-cysteine S-palmitoyltransferase activity. Gene Ontology annotation, biological process: peptidyl-L-cysteine S-palmitoylation; protein targeting to membrane. Lineage: Eukaryota; Metazoa; Chordata; Amphibia; Anura; Myobatrachidae. Bases 428 to 1417 code for a protein of 329 amino acids. The transcript has 7 exons. Gene Ontology annotation, cellular component: endoplasmic reticulum; Golgi apparatus. The record is from RefSeq and is a predicted model, not a curated record.